GGCUUGCAUUUCGGACCUCCGAGCGCCCCUUGGAACUUUUUUCUGGAGCCCACUACACCUCAAAACAUCAACCUUGGAACGAUGCGGCAGCGGCAGUUCUCGGGUCCUCAGUUGCCGAAAGCUCUUCGCGACCAGAUUGGAGAUCCGGCGAAUCUGAAGAACGGGCGCGGGCGCAACGGUCCACUUAACCGCAAGGAGAGACGGAAGGCUGAGAGAGAAGAGAAGAAGGGGCACAAGAAGCAAGCUCAGGGCAGAAACGGAUUUCGGCAUAAGCGUACCGAGCCGGAAUCAGAGGACGAGGAAGCGGACGGGUUCAGCGAGGACGACUUUUCCACGCCGGAGCCGGUGCAUACCAGGCCCUCGCAACAGAAGCCGCUGAAGAGUAUUCUAAAGAAAACGAAUGACGAGGACGCUCCAGAAAGAAAGAAGGCACCGUCACCUUCGCCACCUCACCGUAUCUCGAAAGCGGUUAGGGACCGACUUGCUGAAGACGAUGCAGAAAUUGCGGCGCUGGAGAAGAAACUCGGAAUCAAGGGAAAAAAUUCAAAGUCCGGGUUUGAUGAUGGCCUGGACGAGCUUUUCAGAGAUCUAGACGCUUUGGAUAGCCCAGAUGACACAGGUGGUGAUGGACAAGCCAAGCGGAAAAGGGGCGAAGACGAGGAGUGGCUUGCCAGUAAGAGGCGGAAAGCAUUGAACAAACGUGAAGAAAGCUCAGAGGAUGAAGGCUCUGACGAAGGAGGCUUCGAUGAGGCGUCAGAUGAUGAUAGGGGUUCAGGGCUCGAGUCAGACAUGGAGUCAGACAUAGAUGAGGAGAUGGACGAGGAUGACGACUCCUUCAAUGGGUUCGAAUCGGGUGAAGAGGAUGAAAGCGUUGAAGAUGUAGUACCUGAGAAGCCACGCGUACGAGAGAACCCGUACGUCGCCCCUGUCGCAAGCGAUACACCACAACCCGCAAAGUACAUCCCCCCAGCCCUUCGGGCUCCCCCGUCAUCAGAUGCCGAGGCUCUGGCUCGCCUCAGGAGACAGAUUCAAGGUCUCCUUAACAGGCUCUCAGACGCGAAUAUGCUGACGAUCUUGCGCGAUAUCGAACAAGUAUAUCAGAGCAAUGCUCGCGGUUACGUUACUACUACUUUGGUGGAUCUGCUCGUAGGUCAGCUGACCGACGAGACCGUUCUGCUUGAUACGUUCAUUUUACUGCAUUCAGGCUUUAUGGCUGCUAUUUUCAAGGUCAUCGGGACCGAAUUCAGUGCCCAGUUGGUGGAGCGGAUAGUGUCGGAGUUUGACAAAUAUUACCCAACAAACAAGACCGGAACAGGGAAGCAGACGACAAAUCUCAUCUCAGUCGUCUCCGAGCUAUACAUGUUCCAAGUCAUUGGAACCAAUCUUGUGUUCGACUAUAUCAAAUUCUUUCUAGAGGAACUGUCUGAGAUCAACACAGAGCUGCUUUUACGAAUCGUCAAGGUUUCCGGACCCCAGCUGCGGCAGGAUGAUCCCACUUCGCUGAAGGAUAUCGUAUUGCUGCUUCAGAAAUCCGUCGCAAAGGUCGGAGAGAGCAAGCUUCCGGUGCGGACGAAGUUCAUGAUCGAGACGAUCAACAAUCUCAAGAACAAUCGCAUGAAGACAGGAGUGGCGGCUUCCGCCAUAGUCAGCGAGCACAGAACAAGAAUGAAGAAGCAAUUAGGGUCUUUGAAUACGCGCAAUAUCAAGGGCACGGAACCGUUACGGAUAGGUCUGUCGGACAUCAAGAAUACCGAAAAGAAAGGAAAGUGGUGGUUAGUUGGAGCAAGUUGGCGGAAUGACCCUGACGAGAGUGUGCCAUCCCAAAAGGACGAACACCGCGGGGCAAAAACUACCCAAGUCCUCGAUUUGGGAGAGGACGAUGAUGUUGAUCUGCUUCAACUGGCACGCGAACAACGCAUGAACACGGACGUGCGGAGGGCCAUUUUUAUCACCAUCAUGUCAGCUUCUGACUACAAUGACGCACACAUGCGUCUGCUGAGGCUGAAUUUGAAGAAAUCCCAGGAGGCGGAGAUCCCUCGCAUCAUCGUCCAUUGUGCGGGUUGCGAGAAGACCUAUAACCCUUACUAUACUUUCCUUGCGCGGAAGUUCUGCGGAGAUCAUAAACCACGCAAAAGUUUCCAAUUUGCGCUUUGGGAUGUAUUCAAGAGUUUGGGAGAGCAGGGAGCAGAAGGGACUGGAUCGGACGACGAAGAUGAGUCCGGUAAUGUCGACUUAUCCUUGAGAAAGCUGGUCAACCUUGGCAAGCUUUAUGGAACACUGAUUGCCAAUGAUUGCUUGUCCAUUGCUUGCCUCAAGCCGUUGAGCUUCCAGUAUCUGAAGCCCAAAACUCAGACGUUCAUCGAGAUCCUGCUUUUCACAGUCAUAAUGGAGUCACAGAAGGGGGCCAAAGGGAGAAGAGACCAAAAGAAACUGCUGAAUAUCUUUGUCAAUGCGGACACGGCACCAGAGAUGAUUCCUGGUCUGCAGUACUUCCUGAAGAAGGUCGUCCGGAAGACGAAGCUCACUACGGAUAAGGGCGAAAAGGAGACGGUGCAGUGGGCAUGCCAGGAGGUCGCGGAGAUGUUGACAAGACUGAUGUCAACAAUGGCUUUGGAUGAAGACUAGAUACCAUGACGAGCUUGUUUGCCUCAAAUAAUAGAUAAAG
Molecule: messenger RNA, 2665 nt
Organism: Westerdykella ornata
Lineage: Eukaryota; Fungi; Ascomycota; Dothideomycetes; Pleosporales; Sporormiaceae
Exons: 2
Coding region: 82-2625 (847 amino acids)
Biological process (GO): ribosomal small subunit biogenesis
Cellular component (GO): nucleolus
Molecular function (GO): protein binding; RNA binding
Source: RefSeq, a predicted model, not a curated record